Messenger RNA from Blepharisma stoltei, 2792 nucleotides. The record is from the annotation of a GenBank genome assembly. Lineage: Eukaryota; Ciliophora; Heterotrichea; Heterotrichida; Blepharismidae.
AUGGGAUGUUUUGGAUCAAAAUCGAAGGUUUCGCCUCCAAAGUCAAACGAUUCGUUAAAAGGACCUUCAAAAGAGGCGAACCCAGCUAGAAUUACAAGAGAACACUCAGUUUCUAACUUCCAAAAAGAAAAAAAAAUGCUUUCUGAUUCAGAAGCCCUUUGUGAUAUUUAUGAAAUUCAAGAAGAAAUAGCAGCUCUCCCAUAUGGAAGAAUUCGUAAAUGCGUCCAUAAGGCAACAGGGUUAGUCAGAGCUGUGAAAAUAGUGAGGAUUCCUAAAGAAAGCUCUCAUAUAAGUGAAAAAAGUAUACAAAGAGAAGUUAUACUGAUUUCUUACUCCCCCCCCCUCCGUGAGUGAACAAAAAAAUUUUGUUCACUCACGGAGGGGGGUUAAUUUUUUUUUUUAAAAAAAAAAAUAUAUAUAUAAAUUUUAUAAAAAAAUAUUUUUUUUCGAAAUUUAAAAAAUCCUAAUUCGUAAAAAUUGGAAAGCAAAUAUUAAUUCAAUUUGCAAAAUUUAUGUUUUUAAAAAGCAAUUUGUUUAAAAUUAAACAGAAUUAGCUCUAUAUUUCAUUAUACUAAUUAUCAUUUAUAUAUUAAAACUUUUUUCCAUAAAAAAUUUUUCUAUAUAAAAAAAAUUUUUGUUCACUCACGGAGGGUGGGUUUUUGGGCCAAAAAUAGCGAUUUUUCUAAUGGUUUUGUUCACUCACGGAGGGGGGGGAGUUAUAGAUUUCUCAAUAAUAAAUAUGUUUUUAUUAUUAACUUAACUUAAAUUUGCUUUAAAGUCUUCCAGCUUGAUAUCUCCGCACGCUUUCGAGGAUCCCAAAACCUGCUUGCCAAUCUUGGACCUCUUCUCCCACGGCCAAGGCUUGCACGCUCCGCUGAGUUUCGACGGGUUAGGAGAGACUCCACCUUACAUAUGCUUCACGUCAUGUCGGGUGCUAUGAAGGCAAAGGUUAGCCCGAUGCCUCCUGACGGCCGCCUGUAGGUACAGCGACACCCAGGAAAAAAGAGCUGUGACCCUCCGGAGCCGGUAGGGGAAAGAACUCACGGCCCAAAAACCAUCCGGAUAAUUAAAACUUUUGACUGGAGUGACCACCAGCUGACUCCCAAAGUUUACCCAUCCCAUAAGGCAGCUCUAGACAUGCUAAGGGUUAGAGUUAAAGGGCCUGAACCUUGGUUUAGGCUAUAAAGCCACUUUUGCGCCAAAAUGGUGGGACGUCGUCGAGGACCUAUUUUGUCACCACCACCAUUUUAAUUUCUUUUAUUAUUAGGAAAUUUAAAGAAAAAUACUAUAAAGCAAUAAGCAAGUUGGAUCAUCCAAAUAUUUUGAGAACUUAUGAUAUAAUAGCUGACCGUAAACGGUGCUUUAUUAUCAUGGAAUAUUGGGAAGGAGGUCUUUUAAUAGACAAAAUCAGAGAACUUCAAUGCCUGACUCAUGCUCAAGUAUGCUCUAUUGCAAAACAAUUGUUGUCAGCAAUUGCAUAUGCACAUGAAUUGAAAGUGAUACAUAGAGAUUUGUCACCAAACUCUAUUUGUUUGAUGCAGAAAGGGAAUGAUCUUACAAUAAAAAUCCUGAAUUUUGGCGUUUCUGCUUUUGUUGACUUAGAAAGAGAGUUUGAAAGCACCUUAGGGUCGUCUUAUUAUACAGCUCCUGAAGUAGAGGACGAAUUUUAUAAUGAGAAAUGUGACGAGUGGAGCAUAGGAGUUAUUUUAUUUUUGCUUUUAACGGGUAGGCCUCCAUUUUCAGGAAAAAAUAACUCAGAAAUAAAGCAGAGUAUUAGAAAUACUUGUAUUUCCCACUAUUUUUUAGCCCAAAAUAACAUACCUGAAGGUGCUAUUGAUUUAUUGCAAAAAUUGCUAUCUCCCCCACUCCAUGAGCGAACAAAAAACUAUUAGAUCCCUAUUUUUUGCCUAAAAAACCGACCCUCCGUAAGUGAACAAAAAUUUUUUUUUAAUAUCAAAAUUUUUUUUAUAAAAAAAAAUUUAUAUAAAUGAUAAUUAUUAUAACGAAGUCUCUAGCUAAUUCUGAUAAAUUAAACAAAUUGCGUUUUAAAACAUAAAUUUCGCAAAUUAAAUUAAUUUUUGCUUCUCAAUUUUUACAAAUUGAAAAAAAAUUUAAACCCCCUCCUUUAGCAAACAAAAUUUUUUUGUUCGCUCACGACGGAGGGGGGAGUAAAUAAAGAUUUUUUUACCCGAAUUUCAGCUUCUGAGGCUCUUUGUCACCCUUGGCUAUCUGAAGGACUGACAAAUAGCAAUAAAGACCACGCAAUGUUAAGGCCAUGCUUUGACAAUUUGAUGUCUUUUUGUGAGACUUCAAAAUUGAAGGAUGCUAUACAAACUUUUAUUGUCUCACAAAUUGUUUGCCAUUCUGAUAUUAAAACACUUAAUGAUGCUUUUCAAGAAAUUGAUGAAAAUCAUGAUGGGAAAAUAUCUCAGGAAGAACUUAUAAAAUAUUAUUCAAUUGUAGCAGGAGGGUGCCAAGGAAGAGAAAUGGCUACAAAAAUUAUGAAAAAUGUUGAUACUGACCACAAUGGGUUUAUCGAAUAUACUGAGUUUCUAAGGGCAAGCGCUAGGAGUGACAUGGUAUGCUCAAAAAAGCAUUUAGAAACUGCUUUUGCGAUGCUAGACAAAGAUCACAGUGGGAAAAUAUCAGUAAAUGAUUUACAAGAAAUGCUAGCUGGCUCAGGAUUAAAUGAGCAAAAAUCCUGGGAAGAAAUUCUACACGAGGCUGACCAAAAUGGCGAUGGAGAAAUCGAUAUUAAAGAAUUCCGAGAUCUUCUCCUUAAAAAAUUAUAA